AUGCUGCUGCUUCCGGGGCUGAUGGCACUCGGGUCUCCGGCUGCGCACGGUGCCAGGUCAGCUGCUGGACUGGACAGCUCAGCUGCAGGGCGGUGGCCGCGGUCUCGGCCGGAGCCGCGGCCCUCAGGGCCUCAGUGCCCCUCUGCCACCUGGUCCCUCCAGCUGGCCUCGGCUAAGACAUUGGGGUUGAAAUCCUGGGAGGUGGCAGCAGAGACCGAGGUGCCCACAGCUCCCGCCCACGGGGCCCCACUGUCCCCCCUGGACAGCUCGGGCACUCCACACAGCCUCUCCUUGUCACUGGGAGCCAAGCAAGGACUCGGGAUGGAAGACACUGGCCGGGCCGCCGCAGGAGACAGGGCCAGCGGCUCUGGGGACAGCGGGAGGCAGCCGCGGACAAAUGCCCUGGAGACGGGCGGGCGACAGGGGAGCCCCCCGGCCACGGCCCUACAGGACAACCCUGCUCCCCCCGGGGCCAGCCCGGCUCCCCUGGACUCAGGGCACCGCUUCUCCUCCACCUCUCCCUCCACUUCCUCCUCCUCCUCCUCAACGGCAGACGCAGCAGAAGAUCACGGCCUUCCCGGGGCUCGAGGCUCCCCAGCCUCGCCGGGAGUCCCGGCCACCUCCUCCUCGUCCCUCGGCUUUGAGAGUGACCGCGAGGCGGCCGGGGGAGGGGCGCGGGGGCGCGCGGGGGGGCCGGGCGGCGGGGGCGCGCGGGGCCCCCCCGGGGACGAGGACGCGCACUACAUCACCACUCGCGGGAUCCAGCCGAGCGAGGUGGAGCAGGACGCAGAUUUCGACGUGGGGCUGGCCGCCCGCUGGGACUUCGAGGACAACAACGUGAUCUACUCCUUCGUGGACUACGCCUCCUUCGGUGGCAGUGACGAGACCCCAGGGGAGGUCACCACGGCCACCGAGGAGGACGAGGACAACAGCUGCUACCUCAGCACCCCGCCCAGCCCCGCUGUCCCGCGCUCGCCCAGCCCGGCCAGCAGCGACCCCGGGCGCGCGCGGGCUAUAAAGGAGCAAGUCCAGGGGCGCGCCCAGCAGAGCCCCGCGCGCGCCGCCGGGCGUGCGGGCGCCAUGAGCCUCCGCGUCCCAGCGGCCGCCGCCCGCUUGCAGCCCCGCGCCGGGGCCUUGCGCUCCCGGGAACCUGCCGACCGCUCCAGCGGGGCCUCGAGCGCCGUGAGCGAGCUGGACGAUGCGGACCAGGAGGUGCGUAGCCUCACAGCGCGCGCCUUCCGCAGCCUCGCCUACCCCUGCUUCGAGGCGCUGCGCAUCAGCUCGCGCGAGUCCUCAGCUGCGCUCUCCGAGGCCGGCUUCGGGCGCUGGUCCACUUUCUUGGACCUGAAAUGCGGCGGUGUCGGUGCGCGCGUGGAGCAGAGCCUGCUCCGGGGCAGUGCGGCGGGCGCGGCCGCGAGGCUGAGGCAGGAUGGCGCCGAGCGGCCGCGGGCACAGGCCCGGAGGUCGCAGAGCAAGGCGCUGGAGUUCGUGGUCAGCAAGGUGGAGGGCGAGAUCAAGCACGUGGAGACGCCGCUAUGUUUCCAGGGCGGGCCACGCGUGGUUACCGUGCUGGAGCCUCUGGGCUUAUGCAGUGAGAGCAAGACCACAGCCACCACCGGGGCCAGGGGCACCGCCACCCGGAACACCGCAGCGCCCCGCGCCGACGGCACGCACUCCAAGUCCACGUUCGCGUCCAGCCUGCUCAAGAAUGUCAUCUCCAAGAAGAUGAGGCGCGAGCACGAGUUUCGCAUGGAGCGCGGCGAGGUCGGUGACACGUCCUCGGAGCCCGAGGCCGGGCCGGGGCCCGAUCGCCCGCGCGGCCUGCAGCGGCAGAGCUCACGCGUGUCCGAGGCGGGCUCCGAGGUCUCGGGCAGCGGGACGCGCUCCCCGGUGUUCCAGGCCCGCACUCCCCGAGAGGCCGGGAGGGUGCCGUCAGACAGCGGCUCCCAGGGUGCUCUUUUGCGCAGCCGGAACAGCGCGUUCCGCUCCUGGGGGGACCAGGACCCUGCCGCGCCGGAGGAGGAUGUGAACGCUGGCGGGAGGCCCGGGCCACGCGCGGCAGGGGACUGGAGGGCGGACCUCGGGGAGAUCUCUGCCGGCAAGGCCACCCUCAUGUCUCGCCUCUUCGUGCCCGGCAUCCAGCAGGCUCCCAGGGACAGGCCGCCGGGGAAGCAGGCUACCAAGCACGCAGCCGCCCAGGCGCCUCCCGCCGCGGCCCGGGCUCGGGCGCCGGAGAUCAAGAUCCGGCUGGGCAGUGUGCGGCAGCCCGGCGCCGACUUCAGCAUCGCGCAGCUGCUCACACCGCGGCUGUCGGGCGGCGCCCCCAACCACUCCAGGGCAGGCGACGAUGGAGGGAGAGCGCCGCCCAGGUCGUUCCGUGGGGACGGUCUGGACAAGGUGCCGCAGUUUCAGGUGCGUGACGUCAGGGACAAGUCCAAGGCGCAGGGCCCGCUCCAUCAGGUGAGAGACGUGAGGAAGCUCAUCAAAGGUUCUGGCGACAGCAGCGACAAAGGCAGCGUCACUCCAGAGCAGGGGCUGGCAGGGUCCCGGCCGCAUAGGUCGCUGUCGCCCGUGGUUAUCACAUGCCAGGCCGUGGCCAACCUCAAGGACGAUAGCACGGGCCGAGCGCCAGGGCAGGGUGCGGCGUGCGUCAGUGCGGCGGGAGCGACCUCCCCGGAAGGCACAGUCCUGGUGCACCGCGCGUCCGGCAGGCUGCCUGUGGCCACCAUCGCGCCCAACAAGCCCGAGCAGGGUUCCUACCUGCCCGUGCUGAAGAUCGUCACCAAGGCCUCAGCCCGGAGGACCCCCGAGCGGCUCCGCGACGAGGACGCGCGGGAGGAGCGCAGGGGCGCGGCUCCGGCGCGCGGUGCCUUGGAAAAGCUGACGGCCGCCGUGAGGUCUAUGGAGGAACGCUACAGUCUUGGCGCGAGUACGUGGAAGCGCAGGAGUGACCCCUUGCCCGGGAUGGCUGACAGCCAUGUGCUACCUCUCGUCGCCAGUGAGGAGAGGGACGCGGCAGCGGCGCGGCGCGAAGGAGACUCUGGGAGACCAACGAGGCCCGGGGGAGAAGCGGAGGCUCGCGGCUCAGUAAAUCGGACCCUGCGGCGCAGGAACUCCAAUCCCGGCGCCGACAGCGUGUCCGCGCGCGCUGCCGCCUUCGAGAGCCUGGCGCGAGAGCGGCCGCGGUCCCUGUACGUCCCCGCGAUAGGGGAGCGCGCGCAGCCUCUCGCGCCGCUGCCUAGCGGCCGACAGGUAUCCACCGUGAGCGCCACUGGGGGCGUCGCUGGCAAGUUCCCGCAGGGGCCCUCCUCGGACAACAUCAAGCCGCAGGGCACCCGGUCCCCCAAACCCUCUCCCGCCACCCAGGCGCCCCCCGACGAGGUGGCCACUCGGAAGGGCGGCCCCGGGCCUGAGAAGGGUACUGGAGACGGUGAUAACUACCUGGCUGUGCCCCUGCGAACCGAGCCCCCCGGCUCCUCCGCGCCCUCUCUCUGCAGCCUGCCCCCGCUGAGCGCCCGCAGCCAGGCCCCCGGGAGCCCCAAGGGUGCCCUGGUCAGUGGGACCGGCCGCCCUGCCUGGCGCACCAAGCAGGAGCGCCCCCGGGAGGCCGCGGCAGCCCCCGCGGACCCGCGCAACCCCGAGCGCGCGCCGACGGCCGUGUAUCCGCAGCCACCGCCCUUCCCACUGGGCGCGCAGCCGCAGGUGCUCUGCUUUUCCCCGCCCGGCCUGCCUGGCCCCGCAGGCCCUGCCAGUGUUCCCGCUGGGGUCCCUGCCGACCCUUUCCCGCAGCCGGCGGCCCCGCAGACACAGCGCAAGAUGCUGUUGGACGUAAGCACUGGCCAAUACUACCUGGUGGACACGCCGCUGCAGCCCGCCACGCGCCGGCUCUUCGACCCCGAGACCGGGCAGUAUGUGGAUGUGCCUAUGACCUCACAGCACCAGGCCAUGGCGCCCAUGUCGCUGCCUGUGCCACCCCUGGCAUUGAGUCCCGGGGCCUAUGGGCCCACCUAUAUGAUCUACCCCAGCUUCCUUCCCACUAUGCUGCCCACGGGCGCUCUGCACCCCACCCCCAUCGCGCACACGCCAGGGAGCAGCGAGCUCGCCGUAGCUGCUGAGCCCCCCAGCAAAGAGGCAGCAGCCGCGGUGGCCUUCUCUGAAGCCCCCUACUUCGUGGCCGCUGGCCAGUCCCCGGCUUCUCCAUCCUCCUCGGCCCCUUCGGCCGCAGCGCAGCUCGUGGGGGCCAAGGGCUUCACCCAGCUGCACCCCAAGCCGGUCAUUAGCAUCACCUCGCAGCCCGUGGGGCCGCGGCUCGUCGCCCCACCCUCCUUUGACGGCACUACCAUGAGCUUUGUGGUGGAGCACAGAUGACCUGAGCACCGGAGCGGAUGGGCAGCUGCUGGAGCAAGACAGAAAUAUGGACUAUCCUCCUUUGAUCUGAAAGUUGUGUCGUAAUAAGAAUUCAUCUGAAAAAGUUCUUUCAUGUGUAUAAUUCUUAAUUUUUGCUUCUUAUAAGCUGUGUGUAAGUUUAUACAUUUUCCUGAAGAAGUCUCCUAAGCCAGUUUUUGUUAUUUCAGUUUUAGGAAGGUGAUUGACUGUAUCUUCCCUGUACAACCAUUUCUUUUUAUUCUUUAAUGCAGGAUCUAGCUUUCUGCUCCCUACCCUGUUCCUGCACUAUUAGGCAGAGACUCCUUGAAGGUCUGCAUGGUUCAGCCAUGCAACCAUACAACAGAAUGAGAUGAGUUCUGUUCAGACCAAGACAGCAAGUCGGGCAUUUGGGUAACAAGUUGCCUUAUAGGUUCUGGGACUUAGCCAAGCCUGGCUGGCAGAGUUGUCACAGACAGUAGGCUUUAAAGAUGAUAAGUCUGUACUUUGAGUCAUGUACCAGCCAAAUCUCCUUAUUUUCUUGCUUGUGCUCUAUCUGUCCUUUUCUCGGGUUUAGCAUGAUUUCAGGUGUAAUUGUAAAAAUUGAUGGUUUUAACCUUUGUGCUCUGUUUCAAUUUUUCCUAUUUGUACAAUGCCAGGACACUGUUUGUUACCCUGAAAUAAGAGGACUUGAGAUAUUGGAGCAAUAGUGGUUGCACUAAAAAUUGCACUGUUAGUCUGAAACAGUUACAAGUAUGUUUUUCUCUUCAGAAUCCGGCCUUUGUUGUGAGUGUGUAGAGUUUUAUCUUCUUCAGUGAUUCCCUUUGAUUGUGUGUUCCAUCUCUCAGGUUCUCUGGGGUGCAAAGUGCGCCCCAUCAGGACAGUAGCAUGUGGGCUGAUUCAGGGGCGGCCACCCUGGCCCACACCAUCGCAGCAGCGACCUAGAGUGGCUCCCUGUGAGGCAGGCCUGCAAGAUGUGAGGAGUCAGACCCUGAGUCUUUGUUGACACUGGGUAGUCCCUCAGUUGUAACCCUUCUGAGGGAUGUCAGAGAGAGUGCUCCACACGCAACCUGGAGAAUUGGUUGAACAAACACCUGUUAAGCGUGUCCUGAUUAAUAAUUUUGUCACUACAUACUCAGCCAACAUUAUCCAAAUAUUCUUCAUUACUUUUUAAAGGAGUAGACCUUUAAAACUUAAACAUUUUCCGAAGAUUUGUUUGUGAAAUCUCUUUCUUAUUUGUUUAAGGCAUCCAAAUAAUUUUUGAAAAGCAUUGUUUUGAUUUUAGUGAUCAUCCACACUUAGUUUCUAUUUAAAAUUUCUCCUUGAAACCACAGGAUUUUAUGUUACUCAUACGACUGAAUUUGGUAUGGUUUAUAUACUUUUAUUACUUUGAGGUGAUGCUUUCCAUCUAGGCUCUUUUAAAAAAUGCUCAAUUUCACUCUCAGGGCCUUCUCCACAGGGAUUUCACUCUGUAAAACAAAGCAAGUCCUCCUGGGUAAAGAGAAAGAUCUGAGUAGGAACAGUCAGCUCUGGCCAUAGUCGCUCACUCACUGGGCUGUGACAGGAGUGAAGCUUUAUCCUCUGUAAGAUGUGAAACACAAUGCUUUGUCUCUGUGGAUGGAAAAGAUGGCCUGGUGGUCGUGUUCAGAAAUAUGCUUUCCUUACCUAGAAGUCUUAGCUGGGCACAUGGACUCCAGAAUGUCCUUGAUUUUUCACCACUAGUGAACAGAUCUUCCAGCAUUGGCCCAUCCUCAUUUCUGGGAGAGACUGGCUGGAUAUGAGGUUACUUCAUAUUGAAAUAGGAAAGUAGAACUCAUUUCAGAGAUCCUAAGUCUAUACCACUCAAACAGCACCAUGAAAUCUCAGGUAUCUGAACAUGACUCUUGAAACUUAUUGGAUGGGCAGCACUCAACUAGUACGCCUGAUUUAAAACCCAGAUCACUUUGGGAAACCCCAGUGGCGUUGCUGAGCCCCCUCCUUUCUUAGAUAAAUGUGGCUGAGGGUUUAGGGGCCCAGGAGCUGUUUAUCAAUAUCUAUCACCAGCAGAUCCAAGCCUUAAACUCACACACUGAGAAAAACUGGGAUAGAAACUGGGAAAGAAGGAACUUUUCAUUUCUUGGUUUUAUGUAAGAGGCUGAGCUAUCUGGAAAGUUACCAAGUAUAUAGAAAUUGUUCAAGUGGUACUUUAGAAUAGUGUUCUAUGUUCCGCGUCAGCUACUGAUAUUUUAGGGUUCUCUGUGCCAUCACACCAUGCAGAGCUGCUAGGCCCCUUACUACCUCAGUCCGCAGGAAAGAACACAUUCAUGGCCAUGAGGUAAGUCUCAGUCUCACUUAUCACCUCAUUUCCUGAGGUUGCAUGGAGAUAACAAAGUAGUUAUACAAAGUAAGCAUAACAAAGUAGUUACACCCUUCCUUUUUCAGCCAGAGCAGAAUCAAACAAGUUGAUGAAACCCUCUGACACAAAACGAUUACCUCAACAACAUCCCUUUGACUACUGAACUACACUUUUAUGAUUUAUGUACAUAAAAGUCCUAAAGAAGCGUGUCCUCAGUGAGCCUGAGCUUGAAUCUGAUCAGAUAGCAGAGUUUUUGUGAUUUCCUCUCAGGGAUACCCAGGCAGCUGAGUCUGCCUAAGAACCACAGGACACACUGUAGAAAUCUUGACCUGUUUUCUCUUUUUCCCUAGUGGUAAAAGGUUUAUGUUUAAAUAGGCCCCUGUUGAAUUUUUCUGGAAAACUGAACAUAUAUGUAACCAGGGUGAGCAUUAAAUUCACUGGAAUGUAUUUUCUCAAAGACACUGAAAUCGCCCUCAGGAUUUAAUGAAGCCCAGAUAUGCAGAUAGUGACUGAGCAUAUAGGCUCUUUACAUAUUUGUCACUGAGUACAUGAGCUGAUGUAGAUUACACUUGGACAACUUUAUGAUAAAUCUCAAAUACUAAACCUGCAUUUCAAAUCCAUCAUUAUUUCAUUAGGACAUAGCUAGUGAUACAGAUUUCUUUUUCUUAAUUUCAGAUCUGACUUUGUCAUACUUGCCUCUUAAAAAGGCCUACAGCAUUUUUAUUGUCUUCAUCUAUCACAGCAAUGGAUGUGUGUGUUUGCUCUAAGUAGAAUGCUCAUGCUACCUGAAAUAAUACUUUGGACUGCAGGACAGUACUGAUGCCUAAGUAGGCUGACUACAUUAAUCUCAUGAUAAGUAUGUAUAUGUGCAUGGGGAAACACAUUCAAUAAUAGUCUGUAUUUAAAAGUACCAUAGCAUACAUUUUCCUAUGUGGUGCUUGAAGAGUUUCAUUCUACAGUUUACAAGGUGUAGAUUUGCACCCCAAAUUCUCAGGGUAUGUUAUUUUACCCAAAUACUUGAAAGAAAGAAAAAGGUGCCCUAUAUUUUAUCAGUACUGUUGAGGGGAAACAUUAUGUGUAAGUUUGUUUGACAAAACUAGUUACAAAAAUCAAAGCCAUAAGCUAUUAGGCUUUUACAUAAUUUCUGAAAAGAUACAUACAUAGAGAAAAUAUAUUUUCAAGAGAGUGCUCUUAUUCUUUAACUUCUGGGUCCUAAGUAGACCUCACAGGUGCAUAAACUCAUUAAUAAAGCAUGUAGCAUUUGCUAAAUGGUGCCUUGAGCUUGAAUCUAAUCAGGACUGCAGACUCUGGUCCCUUAGAGAGAAACCAUGUCUGUCUGUGACAUGUGUGAUGAUGGGGUCCAGAGGAGGGUUCUGAAAAUUGCUCUCCUUUGCAUGUCCCAUGUCUCAGAAGAGAACCAAAUAUUCACAGGCUCAUUUGUAAGCUGUUGACAUUCAGUGUUUCAUGUCGUGACAAGAGUACAUUAUUAGACUUAUUCCUGUUCAAUUCAUAAUGGUGCAAAAUAAACACACACACACACACACACACACACACACACACACACACACACACCUGGUUUGAUUUUUUCUAAGUUUCUGAAUUGUUUUUUUACAAGCUAGGGUUAAUUGCAGAAAGCCCUCCUCAGGGCUCCUUGAUAUCCCUACUCUACCCAUUUUCUAGGAAGUGGUCCUUUCUUUUUCUCAUCCCUUUGGACAUGUGGGUCCUUUCUUUCUCUCCUCCUUUUAAAGAUUAUAUUAUUGUAUGGCAGAGUGGUGGCUGAGAAGAAUGUGAAGACAGUGGAAGUUAUGUAUGAGUAGAAGAGAGUGUAUUGUAUGACAAAUGAGGAAGGACAAUGGAUAAUGUUGAAUUCUAUCUCUAUGAACAAGGCUGGUGGAGUAUGGAAAGAAUGUGAAAUUUUCAAUAGCAAUCAACAUAAAACUUAGUGGAAAAGUCUUUACCUGGGUUUGACAUGGUUCAGUGAUAAACUGCAGUGAGCUUGACUAAGGGGACUUUGGAUUCAGCUCACCAACUCUGGAAUUGUGUUUUCAGGGUGUUGCAUAUGGAGAAACUACUUAGAAAAGGAUUCUGUGAGACUAGCCUACUGAACUUUAAUUGCCAACAUUUGUAAAUUGAUUGUGCAAUCUUGUGUACUGGUUUUUUAUUUUGAUUGUUUUGAAUAAAAGUUUUGUUUUUUCCAAUAAAAGUAACUGCAAAGAAAAUAUGCAGUUUGUGUUUAUUUUAACUC
Molecule: messenger RNA, 8942 nt
Organism: Chinchilla lanigera (long-tailed chinchilla)
Lineage: Eukaryota; Metazoa; Chordata; Mammalia; Rodentia; Chinchillidae
Gene: CUNH4orf54
Product: collagen alpha-1(I) chain
Exons: 2
Coding region: 1-4368 (1455 amino acids)
Source: RefSeq, a predicted model, not a curated record